Messenger RNA from Coregonus sp. 'balchen', 3754 nucleotides. The record is from the annotation of a GenBank genome assembly. Lineage: Eukaryota; Metazoa; Chordata; Actinopteri; Salmoniformes; Salmonidae.
AUGGGGAUGGGGGUGCAGCUGGAUGGAUUGGUACCUGCCUGGCCUGGCUGGCUGACUGGCCCUGGGCUGGCCUCACCACUGCAGCUGAGUGGAGAAGGGGGCUUCAUGUACACACACAUGUCAGAGAAGAAAGACACUCAACAGGUCGUCUAUGUAUUUACCCUCUCUGUCUCUCUGUGUUUGUCUGAUGUGGAUGACCUCACCUGGUAAGCAUGGAUAGUGGUGGUAGCAGCUGUGAGUCUGUGUAUCGCUCCAUGGUUCAGGAAGGAAAGAGAAACUGACGCUGUCUUUGGUUGUCUUAUCUAGUGCAUGGUUUCACAAUGUCACUUGUUGAUUUCACCUGAAUAAGAACUUCCCCUGAUCUUAAGUGUCCUUAAGACCAUUACCCUUCUCUGUUAUAUAAGUGAUAAUGCCUGUGAGGCCGGUGUUUGGAGGAUAUAUUGGCACGGGUGUUGCAAACCGUGCCAAUAUAUCCUCCAAACACCGGCUUCUACGGCAUUAUCACUUUCAUACAAUAGGUUACCAACAUAUUCAAAUAAUGAUUGACAUAUAAUUCAGCAAUAAGGCCCAAGGGGAUGUGGUAUAUGGCCAAUAUACCACAGCUAAGGGCUGUUCUUAGGCACAAUGCAACGCGGAGUGCCUGGAUACGGCAAUAUACCACAAACACCCGAGGUGGGUUAUUGCUAUUAUAAACUGGUUACCAAUGUAAUUAGAGCAGUAAAAAUACAUUUUUGUCAUACCAGUGGUAUUCGGUCUGAUAUGCCACAGCUUUCAGCCAAUCAGCAUUCAGGGCUCGAAUCACCCAGUUUAUAAUACUCUUUUUUUUUUUUUUUACAUAUUAAGCCAACCCUUGCUCCGAAGUACAGCUUUUUCCUCAUGUCUUUCCAAACAAAGUCUGAUUUACAUAAAUAAAUGGGGGAAAGAUGGCAGUGGCGGGAGAGUAACACCUGCUCGUACCCUGGUGAGCGCGUUCAUUUUUCAUCGCUGGAUGGGUUUAACCAGCGUCCCUACUUGGAAACCUACUCGCUGCCCCCUUCAGCACAUGUGGUUCUGCAUGAGCAGCGCUGCAUCACUGGUCUGGGCGCUUCGCGAGUUUACGGCUCCUACUUAAUUUCCUACUGUAGUCCCCUGUAGCUCAGUUGGUAGAGCAUGGCGCUUGCAAUGCCAGGGUUGUGGGUUCGUUUCCCACGGGGGGCCAGUAUGAAAAUGUAAGUCGCUCUGGAUAAGAGUGUCUGCUAAAUGUCAAAUGUACUGGAACGAGGUCCACAUCUCCUUCAGCACCUUGAUGUGUUACUGUGUUUACAGGCCCUGUCCAAAGGCAACAGAUUGUUGUUAGCCUCAUUUCCUUUUUCAGCAACAUUCAGAGGUGCCCAUAAGAGGAGAAAAUAACAGCAUGUUUCUCAAGAUUUUUUCUCCUCCAAAAAUGGGUUUCCAUGGCUUGUGAUGUCUGUUGGGAGGGAUGUGUACUCAGAUCUGAUAGCAGGCCACAUCAGGGUGCCUUUGAAGGUAAGACAGAAGGAGUUCUCCAAGGGAGCUGCGGAUCCAGCAAUUAGGUCCUAUUCAGGCCCCCGUGGUAAGACCCACAGGUCAUCUCCAAAACAUUUCUGUCUAUCACCAUGACAAUGGCUAAGGGCUUUUUGUGUAGACUAAAACCAGAUCAAGACCAAGCCACAUGGCAUUUGUUUGCAAUCAGUGCCCAGAGGAAACAAUUAGCCUGCAGCACUGCCAGGUCUUUCAUUGACAAAUGGGUAAGAGGUUGGUGUAAGUGGCCAUCAGACCCUGCUUUGUGUCUCCCUGGUAAACAACACCGGGCAUCAUCUGGGUGGAGUGUCAGUGUUUGGUCUGGGAUGAUGGCACUCCCUCCCUGUCCAGACGGGGACCCAGCCCAUAAUACUCUUUGUGAUGUAUGCUACAGUCAGUCUACUGAGAGGGUUUAGAUACAGUGAGCUCGGGAAAAUGUUGUCUGGCUCAGAAUUCAUUAAAAGACUGGGAGUUCUCAUUUCAUUGCAUAAAUCACACCGUACUUCCAGACACAGAAUAAUUUUUAUUUUAUUUAAUUUUUUGAUCUUCCCUCUUGAAUAUUGUUUAUGAUAUGUUUUUGAAAUGGCUGAUUUGAAUCAUAUCACUGUAUUUCUGAAUGAUGACACAGCCUAUUUUCAAAUGUAUUUGUGUCUCUGCAGUCUAGUAGUUCCCAGUGAGCCGAUUGUUGAGGAACUGGGUUGUAGAUGUCUCUUCACAAAGGGAAUCAUUUAAAUGGGCCACUGUGCAUAUCCAGUUUUUUUUCUCUCUUGUCUUGGGAAAAACCUUCCCCCAGAGCAUAUGCCCGUCUGGUUUCCUAAUCGGUAAUGAUAGAGUGGCUUAUGAUGGAAAACUCCCCUGUUCUAACAGAGACUCCUGUUCCUUAUUUUUCAGGUCUAAUGGAAAUCCGAUCUGUCAGUGUGGGAGUCGUCGCCAUCAAAUCAGUCAGCACCGGGCUGUACUUAGCCAUGUCCAAAAAAGGCACACUCUUUGGAUCGGUAGGUACACCUUGCAACAUUCUUUCAUGAGACACCAUGGGCGGCCAGGUUCUAGCCAGGGGAGCCUGAUGUUUCCUCCAAACACAGAUCAUUCCAUUCAAGUGAGUCUUUGAGGUCUCCACUAGGCAAAUCCACAGCAGGCCAGAGUUUAAAGUUUCAAGUUUUAAUAGUUGCAAUAUCAAUCAUGGCUAUACACCUGGGCCCAGCCUGAUAAUAGCUGCAGGUGAUGCUCGCAUGCAAGUCUUGAAGAGAGGCUUGUUCCACUGUCAAAAUACUGCAGAUGGCCAAGAAAUGGAGGCUGAACUAAGAUGACAACAGAGGCAGAUGUGACGGUCUUGCGUGCCGUCUGCCAGUUGUUGUGCUCACACACAGCUCUCUCGUUCUUUCCCUCCCUCUCUUUCUCUCUCUCUUUCUCUCUCUCUGUCAUGUAAUGAGGCUGCCUAUGGCGUGGUAUCUAAGUGUUUUACAGCUCAGCGAGAGAGAGAGAGAGAGAGAACUCUGGAGCUGGCAAUUAGUCAGUACUGUGAAGCUGUGAUGAGUUGCAGACCAUUAUUUCACCCUGCCACCAGCAUAAACAGGACAUAGAUGAACUCACUCAGCCUCCAAGAGCCUCCCCAUUCACCUCCCACUGAAACCUCCCUUAAUGACCAUUAAGCAGGAGAAUCACGCUGGGCUGAUGCUAUCUCCAUAAGGGCCCUGUGAUCUCAGCCUGAUAGUGGCAUGUAGAGGGGACUGCUCCAGAAUCUCUUUUCAUGGUCAUAUAUUUUACGUCAUACCUACGUACAGUUAAGAAGCUCCAACCACCCAUGGCAAAGAGGAGAGGGCUUUGUUGGCUAGGCUGUGCCUGUAUAUUGACACAAAUCCCUGCUUCUGUUCUUUGCCUCAGAAGUGGAUCAAGGAAGAGAUUACAAUCAGAUAGAUGACAAUCAAAACAUUUUACAUAGCAGAUUAACGCUUCAUUAUCAUCCGAUUAUCUGCUAAAAAUACAUGUUUUUAUAUUGUUAUAUCUUCUUGGCCAUGAUCCAACCCUCCCUCCCCUGCAGGUGAAGUACAACCCUAACUGUAAGUUCAAGGAGCGCAUCGAGGAGAACGGCUACAACACGUAUGCCUCCCUGCGCUGGAAACACGGCGGCAGGCAGAUGUUCGUAUCUCUGAACGGCAGGGGGAAGCCCCGGCGAGGUCACAAAGCCCGGAGGAGACAUCCCUCCACUCACUUCCUCCCCAUGCUGCCCUUAUAG